Molecule: messenger RNA, 1706 nt
Organism: Lampris incognitus (smalleye Pacific opah)
Lineage: Eukaryota; Metazoa; Chordata; Actinopteri; Lampriformes; Lampridae
Gene: ubxn11
Product: UBX domain protein 11
Exons: 14
Biological process (GO): proteasome-mediated ubiquitin-dependent protein catabolic process
Molecular function (GO): ubiquitin binding
Source: RefSeq, a predicted model, not a curated record
AUGAGCUCACCUUUGUCAAUGUUGAAGAAAACGAAGCGCAUUCCACUCCAAGGACCUUUGAUCCCGCAAGGGGGCGGAGGAAGAAGGGAAUCCCUCAAGGGGGGUCUUUCCACAGGGAGGCUUUCAGCAGUGACAACCCACCAACACGGUGGCCAUCACGAAUAUGGGACCACAGAGGCCGUAGACGACUCCCCUGAUGUACAACGCCCACCUGUGCCCCAUGCUCAGCCCACUGAAACCGUCUCCACCUCUACAUUAAAGGCCUCGCUCAAGAAAGGUAUUACUCCACCAACUGACCCUGAGCUAAUGUCCUCCAUGAUUAAGUGUCUGACUCAGUUGGAGAUAAAGGUGAAGGGUCAGGCACAAGAGAUUGAACGCAAGGAGAAAAAGAUUUCUGUCUUGGAGGGGAAACUGAACAGGCUUCAAAAAUCAGAGAGAGCAAGUGAUGCGGAUGAUAAAGACGAUCUUGUAAGGACCUGCCACCGCCUGCAAACACAAGUAUCUGAAAUGGAAUGCUUUCUGAGUGACUACGGCAUGACAUGGGUGGGAAGUGGGGAGACCUGUGACACAGCCUGCCAACAGGAAGGAGUCAAGCACACCCAGACCCAGAGCCCAGAGAAAGGUUAGUGGUAUCCGGGUAACACCUGCAUGGAUACAAACUUCCACGUGAACUUUGACCUCGUGCUGCAGAACAUCAAGGAGCUGAACAUUGUGGCUGGAGAGGGGGAAUGUUUUGUAAAAGCGACAGCCAAGGGUGCACAGUUAGCCAAAAAGGACCCCAUUCAGCUAAGGCUCUACAGAAAUGGCAUCUUAAUGUUUGACGGGCCCUUCCGCUCUUACCAAGAGCACAGCACUCAGCGGUGCAUGCAAGAUCUGAUGGAUGGAUAUUUCCCCUUGGAGCUUCAAGAGAGAUUCCCUGAUGGAGUGCCUUUUGAGGUUCAUGACAGACGAGAUGAGGACUUUAGUGUCAGAUGGCCAUGGUCAAAGUUUCCAGGGAAGGGACUAUCUGUUGACGGGGCGACGGAUAAAGCACUAUUUUCAAACACUUUCUCCUCUCAAAUACCAGGGAGGAAACUGACUAUGGAUCAGUUCCUGAGCAGGUUGCCAAAGGUAGUAGUCAAAGCUGGUCAGGUGAUUGACAUCAGAAACUCACUGAGGGCUACCCUCCAGGGUUUAUCUGAUGACCAGAAGAACAGUUCAGUGACUCUCAUAGAUACUCCAGCGCUGCAUGCUGUGAAAGAGAUACUACAGAUGUGCGACUCCGAUCAGCCUCCGUCUAUCCCAGAUGUCACCACACUCAGGGUGAGGUCAGAAAAUGGGGAUCACAAUUACAUGCUGAAAAUGCACUUCUCAGAAACUAUAGGCCACCUUCGACAAUAUCUGGACACACACAGAGGGACACAUUUAUCAGGAUAUGACAUCAUCAGUGUGCUCCCAAAACGCUGCUACGACGACGACUGUGAGGAUCUCCUGUCUUGUGGACUCACACCCAGUGCUACACUGUUGUUACAGACUACACACAGCAAACGCGAACCAAUUCCUCCAAGUUAAAAGACUGAAAAUACUUUUUUUUUUUCAGGUAUACUAGAUUCCAGUUAAAUUAGUAUGCUUGUAGUAGGUUUGAUGAAAAAGGGAGCUUUUUGAAAUUGAUCUUUAUAUCUAUUAAAUUAUAUAGGCACAUGAUCCACACAUAGAUUUGGUUACAA